AUGGCUGUGGCCUGUGCUGCCCCAGGGAGCAUCUUCUGCAAGCAGCUCUUUUUCUCUCUCCUGGUUUUAAUAUUAUUUUGUGAUGCUUGUCAGAAAAUUUCUCUUCAAGUUCCUUCUCAUCUUCAAGCUGACACACUUGUAGGAAAAGUGAAUCUGAAGGAGUGCCUCCAGUCAGUAGCCAGCCUAAUCCAGUCAAGUGAUCCAGACUUCAGAAUUCAGGAAGAUGGCUCGAUUUUUGCAACACAUGACCUCAUUUUGUCUUCCGAAAGGAAAAGUUUUUCCAUUUUUAUUUCAGACAGUCAGACUCAGAAAAACAAAGGGAUAGAAGUGGAACUGGUGGUGAGGAGAAAGCUUCUUGUGAAAAGGCAAACCAAACAACAGCAGAAAAGCCUGAGGCGCAGCAAGAGACGGUGGGCCCCUAUUCCCUGUUCACUAAUGGAGAACUCCUUGGGUCCAUUUCCACAACAUGUUCAGCAGGUCCAAUCUGAUUCUGCACAAAACUACACCAUCUUUUACUCCAUAAGUGGGCCAGGAGUAGACAAAGAACCCUUCAAUUUGUUCUUCAUAGAUAAAGACACAGGGGAUAUCUUUUGUACAAGAAGCAUAGACCGUGAGCAAUAUGCAGAAUUUCCGCUAUACGCUUACGCAACAACUGCAGAUGGCUAUGCUCCAGAAUACCCACUUCCUUUAUUAUUCAAAGUUGAAGAUGAUAAUGACAACGCCCCAUAUUUUGAAAGCAAAUUGACUGUCUUUAGUGUGCCUGAAAAUUGCCGAUCUGGAACUUCUGUGGGACAAGUGACUGCCAUAGACCUUGAUGAACCUGACACUCUACAUACUCGUCUGAAAUUCAAAAUCUUACAGCAAAUCCCAGAUCAACCAAAGCAUUUCUCCAUACAUCCUGAUACAGGUGUCAUCACCACAGCAACACCUUUGCUGGAUAGAGAAAAAUGUGAUACCUACCAGUUAAUAAUGGAAGUGCGAGACAUGGGUGGCCAACCUUUUGGUUUAUUUAAUACAGGAACAAUUACUAUUUCACUAGAGGAUGAAAAUGACAAUUCGCCAUAUUUUACAGAAACUUCUUAUUUUGCAGAGGUAGAAGAAAACAGAAUUGAUGUUGAGAUUUUAAGAAUGAAGGUACAUGACCAGGAUUUACCAAACACUCCUCACUCAAGGGCUGUAUAUACAAUCCUACAGGGGAAUGAAAAUGGACAGUUCAAAAUUGCCACAGACCCCAAUACAAAUGAGGCAGUCUUGUGUGUUGUCAAGGCAUUGAACUAUGAAGUCAGUCGCCAAGUUGUUUUGCAAAUUGGUGUGCUUAACGAAGCACAAUUCUCUAAAGCAGCAAACUCACAAACUCCCACUAUGUGCACUACUACUGUCACUGUAAAAGUUAAAGACAGUGAUGAGGGCCCUGAGUGCCAACCACCAGUAAAAGUUAUUCAGAGCGAAGAUGGCUUCCCAGCUGGCCAAGAACUCCUUGGAUACAAAGCAGUGGAUCCGGAAACACGCAGCAGUGAAGGCUUAAGGUAUAAGAAGAUAAGAGAUGAAGAUAACUGGUUUGAAAUUGAUGAACGCUCCGGUAACUUGAGAACUGUGAAAGUGCUAGACAGAGAAUCAAAAUUUGUAAAAAAUGAUCAAUAUAAUAUUUCUGUGGUUGCAACAGAUGCAGAUGGCAGAUCUUGCACUGGAACAUUAGUAGUUCGUUUGGAAGAUUAUAAUGAUCAUGCACCACAACUUGAAAAAGAAGUGACAAUUUGUCAGCAUUCUAAAGAUUUUGCUGUUCUUGAACCCGUAGAUCCAGAUGGACCUGAUAAUGGUCCACCUUUUCAGUUCUUUCUGGAUAAUUCUGCCAGCAAACUUUGGACUAUAGAAUCAAAGGAUGGUAAAACUGCCAUUCUUCGUCAACGGCAAAAUCUUGACUAUAACUAUUAUGAUGUGCCUAUCCAAAUAAAAGAUAGACAUGGGUUUGCUGCAAAACACAUGUUAUCAGUGAGAGUAUGUGAUUGUACAACUCCAUCUGACUGUAACAUGAAUAUUAAAGAUGUGAGAGAUGUCAAGUUAUCAAAUGUAAUACUUGGAAAAUGGGCUAUUCUUGCCAUGGUGUUGGGUUCUGCGUUGUUGCUGUGUAUUCUGUUUACAUGUUUCUGUGUUACUGCUAAGAAGACAGUAAAGAAAUGUUUUCCAGAAGAUGUAGCCCAACAAAAUUUAAUUGUAUCAAAUACUGAGGGACCUGGAGAAGAAGUAAUGGAAGCAAAUAUUAGACUCCCCACACAGACAUCCAACAUUUGUGAUACAAGCAUGUCUGUUGGCACUCUUGGUGGCCAGGGAAUCAAGACGCAACAAAACUUUGAGAUGGUCAAGGGCUGUUAUACUCUGGAGUCCAACAAAGGAGGUGGACAGCACACCUUGGAGUCUGUCAAGGGAAUGGGACAGGGAGUAACAGAUACUGGCAGAUAUGCAUACACCGACUGGCACAGCUUCACCCAACCUCGACUUGGAGAAAAGGUGUAUCUUUGUGGUCAAGAUGAGGAGCAUAAACAUUCUGAAGACUACGUUCGUUCAUAUAACUAUGAAGGAAAAGGGUCUGUGGCUGGCUCGGUCGGCUGCUGUAGUGAUCGGCAGGAAGAAGAGGGGCUUGAGUUUCUAGACCAUCUGGAACCCAAAUUUAGGACACUAGCAAAGACUUGUGUCAAGUAA
Talpa occidentalis (Iberian mole) is the source of this 2697-nucleotide messenger RNA. It is a transcript of the gene DSC1, whose product is annotated as desmocollin 1. The transcript has 16 exons. Bases 1 to 2697 code for a protein of 898 amino acids. NCBI's taxonomy places the organism in Eukaryota, Metazoa, Chordata, Mammalia, Eulipotyphla, Talpidae. Gene Ontology annotation, cellular component: desmosome; plasma membrane. The record is from RefSeq and is a predicted model, not a curated record. Gene Ontology annotation, biological process: homophilic cell-cell adhesion. Gene Ontology annotation, molecular function: calcium ion binding.